Equus quagga is the source of this 2803-nucleotide messenger RNA. RefSeq names its product carbonic anhydrase 5B (gene CA5B). Bases 184 to 1137 code for a protein of 317 amino acids. Gene Ontology annotation, molecular function: zinc ion binding; carbonate dehydratase activity. The transcript has 8 exons. Gene Ontology annotation, cellular component: cytoplasm; mitochondrion. The record is from RefSeq and is a predicted model, not a curated record. NCBI's taxonomy places the organism in Eukaryota, Metazoa, Chordata, Mammalia, Perissodactyla, Equidae.
UCCAGUAGGCUGAAGGUAGAAAGUGAGGAGGCACUAACGCCUGCUGAGAGCUGGAUUGGUCUGUGUUUCCCUUCCCAUAUGAUGUGCAUUUCAAGAGGCUCCAAAGAGGAGAAAUUGCAACACCGGGAAGGUUAUUAGAUUCCUGCAAGUUAUUUGGGAACUGAUCAAGAUUUCAAGCUAAAGAUGGAGUUAAUGAAUCGUCUGAGGGCCGUUCUUCAAGCCUCUCCAUGCAAGUCACCGUGGAGAAGAUUCCAGAUCCCGAGGUCCAUGCCAGUGAGGCCCUGCAGCCUCUACACCUGCACUUACAGAACCCGGAACCGAGCCUUGCACCCACUCUGGGAGAGCGUGGACCUGGUCCCGGCAGGCGAGCGCCAGUCGCCUAUCAACAUCCGGUGGAGGGACAGCGUGUAUGAUCCUGGCUUAAAACCGCUCACCAUCUCUUAUGACCCGGCCACCUGCCUCCACAUCUGGAAUAACGGGUACUCUUUCCUCGUGGAAUUUGAAGACUCUACAGAUAAAUCAGUGAUCGAGGGAGGACCCCUGGAAGACAACUACCGACUGAAGCAGUUCCAUUUUCACUGGGGGGCCAUCGAUGCCUGGGGCUCCGAGCAUACCGUGGACAGCAAAUGUUACCCCGCAGAGCUGCACUUGGUGCAUUGGAAUGCAGUCAAAUUUGAAAACUUUGAGGAUGCGGCACUGGAAGAAAAUGGUUUGGCUGUGAUAGGGGUAUUUUUAAAGCUAGGCAAACAACAUAAAGAGCUACAGAAGUUAGUGGAUACUUUGCCAUCAAUUAAGCAUAAGGACACCCUUGUGGAAUUUGGGUCAUUUGAUCCUUCCUGCCUGAUGCCCACCUGCCCAGAUUACUGGACCUACUCGGGGUCCCUGACUACUCCACCACUCUCUGAAUCUGUCACCUGGAUCAUUAAGAAGCAGCCUGUAGAGGUUGAUCAUGAUCAGCUUGAGCAAUUUCGGACCCUGCUUUUCACUUCUGAGGGGGAGAAAGAGAAAAGAAUGGUGGACAACUUCCGCCCCCUUCAGCCCCUGAUGAAUCGCACUGUUCGCUCAUCCUUCCGUCAUGAUUAUGUGCUGAAUAUACAAGCAAAACCCAAGCCAUCGACCAGCCAAGCGACUCCUUAAGACGAUUGUAUUUUGGCAGUAUUUUGCUUUAAAACAUACUAGCUUUUAAAAAAUUAACUAGACUAUUCUAAACACUUGCAUUUAACAAUAAUUAUAGAUGUGCAUUUUUGGUAUGGCAGUGUUCCUUCAGUCUUGGAGGAAAGCUCUUUGGUAAACAAAUUCUUACUUUUAUUGAUAAUAACGUUUGUCACUGAAGUACCAGCAAGAGAUGUAAGUUUCUCUUCUAGCAACCUGUUGGUAAUUGUAAUGUCUUUUUAUGUCUGACAUUUUUGGGCUGUCUUUUUAUGUUUAUCAAUUAGUGGUUCUACAGAGUUAUAAAUAGGGAUGAUAACCAAAAUAGUUAACAACUAGUAAGGCACAGACAUUGACCAUCCAGAAUGCAGGCCUUUCAGAAACAGCCUCAGGGCCCAAACUGGUACUUCCUGACCAAACAUUGGCCGUGGUUUUAGGUAUAUUUUAUUUCAAAACAUGAAUGUGUAUUCUUUUAUAAGGCCUUGGCAUUGAAUAUGUUGGCCCUGAUCUUUAGUUGUCAUUACUAGUACAAGAUAUGCUUGCUUACUUACUAUCAAUUUAUGAUAUAUGAAAAUAUUUUUUAAUCCUAAGAAAGCAAGUACUUACUAAUAUCUAGAAAUCCUUCUGCAUUUCUGAAGAUCAGAGAUUUUACUUAAAGUCUGGAUCAUACAGAAAGCAUAUGCAGAACAUGUUAAAGAAAAUGCUUGAAGUGCCUAGCACUUAAAAUUCUUUCAUGAUUUAUUUACAUAAAUAUUUUUCAAAAGACUAGCAAUAUAAUAGUCUAUAGUUUAUAGGAUUAUUUUGCGUUGUUUAUACACUUUUAUAGACUAUGAUGAUAAUAUUUUUUCCACAAUGACAGAACUCACUUGGCUUUUCUUUAAACCUGUCUGAACUUUAUUUCAUUAGUUGAGAUUCUACGCGAGGCAGGUGAUCAACAUAAAUCUCCCAAUUUAUACAGUGCUUUAGAAGAUGCUUGCUACAGUAAUAGAGAAACUUAUCAGAUAAGCUAAAAUCUAGAUAAUUCUACAUAUUCUGAGGGAUCCAUGCCUCUGUUACCCUUGCUUAUAAAUAUCUUGGAAUGUCUCUAAUUGCCUAUAAGCCUGUGUUCAGACUCAAUAUUGCGUUAAUAACUAGUAGUGUUUCUUUCAUUAACAUGUUAGUCAUCUGGCCUGCAAGGUAGGGCUGAAUGAACAUAUUUAAGACUACUGAACUGUCCACUGAAAAAGGUUAAGAGGAAAUUUUAUGUUAUGCAUAUUUUAUAAUUAAAAAUAAAUAAUACAGUAGAAAAAAAGGUAGGGUUGGAGUUGUAUGUGUAAGUUUGGGAGAUUAUCUCUGCUCCAAAAAAAGAGGGGGUGAAGGCAUUUGCUUCUAGAUUGCAGGCCUUUUCUGGGAAAGGGAAGCAUGUAUGCCCUAGGGAAUAAAUAAAAUUCUUAAAAAGAUAAAUGUGGGGGGAAAAAGUUUACGUUAACUUAGAAGAAUUGAUUGGUUUCAAACCAUGGUUAUCUUUAAAGGGGUAAACAGGGGCCAGAACGGUGGCACAGCGGUUAAGUGCGCACGUUCUGCUUCGGCGGCCCGGGGUUUGUUGGUUCAGAUCCCAGGUGCGGAUAUGGCACUGCUUGGCAAGCCAUGCUGUGGCAAGCAUCCCACAUAUGAA